AUGGACGCACAUCGCAGUGAAAGCGAUGUUCGACAUCAAAUCAGCCGAAAACCCGUCCGAUCGAGUCUGGUGCCUACAGAAACCGAGACCACACCAGCAGAGCCAGCAAGCGAACCUCUUCUUAAUAACUCGCAUCACAGCCAUGAUGAUGUGGCAACACCGCUCGCCCAGAAUGAAAGCAGAGACGAUGGCGUUAUAGUAACCGACAAUACCAACCAUCACCCAAGGUCGAGCACGGACACGAGUGCGCAGGAAAUAGUCGAGGAGAAACCUAGCGGAAAUCGCCCGUCGUCAAAAGGAGGAGGCUUCAAAGCCUCAACAUGGCGCAUCAUCGAUGGGUGGUGGCAAGAGUUUCUCUGUUGCGCACUCGGUGUUGCGGCUCUCGUAGCAUUAGUAAUAGUGCUGUCAACAUUUGACGGAAAGCCUCUGCCCAAGUGGCCUUCUGGCAUCACUAUCAAUGCUGUUGUCGCCUUUUUAUCAACGGUCUCUCGCACGGCUUUCAUAAUUCCAGUGACGGAAGGGUUAGCCCAGGCCAAGUGGACUUGGUUUAAGAAAAAGCCGCGUCCGCUUGAGGACUUUGAGAUGUUUAACCAGGCCUCUAGAGGACCAUGGGGUAGUUUGACUCUUCUUUCCCGGACCAAAGGAUGGUUGGUUGGUAUCAUCGCGGCGAUUUUACUUACUUCGACCAUCGCAACGUCGACACUCACGCAGUCUGCAGUCACUUACACCUCCAAAGCUGUCGGAACCACGGGAAGCAGAGAAGCAGUUGCAUGGAGGGUGACUGAAACCUGGGCGGUAGAAAACCCGAACUGGAUGGUGUAUAAUGAGCAGUCUAUUGUCAGAGGUAUCGCGCUAGGGCUUCAUAGGCCGGCAAACGAUAUCCUACCUUACCGAGAGCCUCUUUGUCGCUCAUCUAAUUGUACAUGGGACCCGUUUACCACACUAUCUGUGUGCCAUGAGGCCACAAAUGUGACCCAUCUACUUGAGUCUGACUCUCCUUAUAACUAUGACACCAAAGUAAAACUGCCAAAUGGGGUUUCUAUGACUCUUGCAAGAGGUAAUUCUAGAUACACUAGUGCCGAGACGCUCUUCGUUGGUGAAGGAAAUACUAUAUCCUAUCCUCAGCUACAGAACAUCAGUAUCUGGAAUUACUUUGCAAUACAUUGGAAUGGAACUGCGAAUGAGAGUCCACAAGCCAUUGAGAUCUCACUGCACUGGUGCAGCAGCACUUACAAGGCAGAGGUGGUGGACAACUUGCUUUCUAUGCAGAAGAUUGAUUCCUUGGCUGAGUACACCACAGGAACGAAUGAAUCGCUGUACUAUCUUGUCUCUUCAGCUGACAGAAAAGCUAAGUUUAACUACAAUCGCGAUGGCAGAAGUAUUAUCUUACGCAACCUCGAAGACGCCAUGGCAGGAAGUCUUAGUAAGACCAACGACAGGCCUCUUUAUGGGAGGAACGGAACCCAUAUGCUCAUACAGUCAAUGUCGGAGAUUCGCCAAGCGUACUUGAAAAAGGCUGCCGAAGGAAACAGAUCAAUCACUGGGGAAGAGAUGAUGAGGCCGUGGUGGGAAGCUGUGAACGGCAUGGCGCGAAAUGUGGGUAUUGGCCUCACAAACGUAAUGCUCCCAGUAGAUAGUAAUGUUGAAGGCACCUCUUUGAGGACUGAGGUGUUUGUGGAGGUCCGAUGGGAGUGGUUGGCACUCCUAGGUGGGCAAGUCUUUUUAUCUAUCCUCCUGUUGAUUGUCAUUGUCAUCGAGACAGCAAACGCCAAUAUCGACAUCAUCAAGAGCUCGCUCCUGCCAGCGUUAUUCGCUAUCAAUGCGAAAGAGAAAGCAGACUUGGAGCGCCGUGUUGCAGAAGGCGAGCCUCUUAUGGGUAAAGGCGAUCACAGGCUAAUGCCCAAAGGUGUGGGAGGGGAGUUUCGCAAGAAAGGCGAGGGAUGGACACUCGCCUGA
Molecule: messenger RNA, 1956 nt
Organism: Colletotrichum truncatum
Lineage: Eukaryota; Fungi; Ascomycota; Sordariomycetes; Glomerellales; Glomerellaceae
Source: RefSeq, a predicted model, not a curated record